This is a messenger RNA of Perca fluviatilis (European perch), 802 nucleotides long. RefSeq lists its product as uncharacterized. NCBI's taxonomy places the organism in Eukaryota, Metazoa, Chordata, Actinopteri, Perciformes, Percidae. The record is from RefSeq and is a predicted model, not a curated record. The transcript is spliced from 2 exons. Bases 135 to 722 code for a protein of 195 amino acids.
AUCUGAUGUACUGUCGAUUAGUAUUUAAUAAAACGACACCCAUCGAUGUUAGCUCACCGCAGCUAAAAACAGCUAGCUAGGUGUUUAAGCUAAGCUAGUUUGCGAUUAGCCUUCCAUGUGCGUGGGAAGCAGCAAUGGUGUACAAGCGGGGCUUGAGGCUGUUGAUAAAGCAGCUGGAUGUGUUAAUAAUGCCAUAUAUUUCCUUUGUACUGUUGUUUUAUCCGACUGCGUACCAGCCCGGUGAGGCGUGUGCUGCCGUGGCGAAGGAGGGGGGAACCAGCAGCGCCGCCAUCCUGUUGUGCAGGGCGUGCGGACAUGAGCUGGCGGUCGGGGCGGACAUCCACUUCGUUCCCAGUCGACUGGCGCUCUCCAGCCGCAACGACACGUUCAUAGGGGGCCGAACGGUUAACAUCCAGCUUUUCGAAAACCCCCAUGGAAACCAGUUUGAGGUGAUUACGUUCAGAAAAGCAGAAGUCACCCAGCACUGGCCGGCAGAUAAACACUUCACCUGGUUCCCGGGGUUCUCGUGGACGGUGGCCACCUGUCCUCGAUGUAAAACUCAUUUAGGUUGGGCCUUCCAGCCCACUGACUGGCCAGACACCGUCACAAAAACCAUAUUUGAGGAGUCUGAGCACACCUUCCUGGCUUUAAUCACCCAUCGUCUAUUAAGAGAAGACUUUGCCUCGAGCCUGCUAAUGACUCCAAAAUCCUUCACGAGCUGAUCCACUUAACAAUUAACCUAGGUGCCUUUGUUGCUACCCAAUUCUAUUUUUUAAAUAAAUUCUAUGCACCCACAUGUAAA